ACAUUCACAUCUAGCACGCCAUGUUCCUUUUUUUUGGUGUUUCAAUUUAGAUAAAUUCUGAUUUUGUUUUAUGAUUUAUUUUGAAAAUUUACGCAAUUAUUAAUUAUGGGAAUAGACUAGUUUUAAAUGUCAGUGGAUCCCAAUUUAAGCUUAAGAUGGAAUUGCAGAAUAGUGAUAGUAAGAAAUUAUUUAAAGUAUUUGACGCGUCUAAACGUAAACGUGGGAGGAAGAAUAGCUUUGAGGACAAUAACUCUGUAGCUACUGACGAAUCUGGUAAAUCAUUUUGUCAGAACAAAGGUCGUGGUCUUCCAUCUAAUAAAGGCAGCUCGCAAGAUGUUCCCACCUGUGAUGGCCACGGAGAUAUAUCUGGAGACAUCAACGCGAACAGAAGGCGGUGUUUCUUGGACGAUACGAUACGACAUGGUAGGACCUUCAAAGUGUACCCGACACCUUUACAAAGAGACCAAGAGAAAUGUAGUCCUUCAGGAUCGCGGUCCCCAACAGGGCACCGACACAGGGAGAGAGAGUCGACGCGACGUAGUAGAAGAACGGCGCGUGACGGUGUUUCUCUAGCUUUGAAAGCAGGUUUGGUUUCAACACCGCGCUCUAUCUCACCUGAGCAGGAACCUGACUGCCUAGAUUCUAUUCCUAAAGAUCAAGAUUCUUUUAUUUAUGCUUUCUUGGAAGAUGCAGUGAAGAGGGAUAAACGAAAACAUCGUCAUGCAAAGAAGCGAGAGAGCCGAACGAACAGAGAAAGAGACAUCUCAGGAACACGGGAGCGCAGUCAUCGAACUCGCGAUGACCAUUCUUAUCGAGAUAAAGAAAAAUCUAAUGAAGAAUGCCGACAGCCCAUAGUGGAUCAGUCUGUGCUGUUAGAAACAUUCGCUAAACUGUGUGCUCAAAUCUCCGAAAAGUCUGCACGUACAACUCAUGAAGUGGUUGCUGUGCCACGAACACUGAGUCAUAAGUCCCUGCAGUGCGAAGUUACCUCCAGGCAGGACUCUUACCAGAUGGAAGCGAAACCAAAACACAUUCGCAGCCGAGUACUAUCCAGAGACAUCUCACCCGCAUGUACGAGGAGCAAUGAUAACUUCACAUCAAAGGUUCGAAGUCGUGAUAACGUAACGGCCCCAGGAAUUGAUAAAGAGAAAUUUCCAUGUAGUCCAUAUGCUAAGGAGUCUUCUCGAUAUUUAAACAAAUUAGAUGUAAGCAGAGCUAAUGCACACGAAGCAAGACAUGAAAACAGGUACGGAGAGAGCUCUGAUUAUAAACCAGUGAGAAAUUCUAUGAAUCAGUACUAUAGAAACCAUGAGUCGCGGCAAAAAGACUACAAAGAUUACGAUGAGUUGCAAGACGAAAGAUACGGUUAUUACGAAGAUAGACCCAAAUAUUGUGAACGUAAAACUAGCAGAAGCUUUGAAAUGCAAAAAGAUAAUAUACAUGAUGAGAAUAUUAAAAAGUCCUCUCGAAGCGAUUCUCUUAAAGCGAAAGAUUAUGAUGAACGAUAUUUAAGAGGCAGAAGGAAGGAUGAAAAACAUUUAAAAGAGAGAUACUACGGUGAAAGAGAAUUGAGAGAACGGAACUAUUCACAAUUCAAAGAGAGACGUGAUAGACGGAAUAUUGAGAAGUGUGACAGAAGCUCGUCUGCUUCUAGGGAGGAGGACUACAAAGAUCGAGACAGAUAUGUAGAACGAGAAAGAGACUCGGGACUAAGUGUUGCUGAUGGAGAAACUAGCACUAUAAGUGGACGGAGCAAUUAUUUGAAAGUUGUUAAACAAGAAAUAACAGAGCAGAGGGAGGCUAUGGACAAAAUGAUGAAUCUCUGGAAAGAGCUGAUGAGAUGUUUCAAAGGAGUACAGCCGGUUCCAUGCAAGGAUAAAGAAGAACUAGAGACUGCAGAGAACGUGCAAGAGUCAGCAGCAGCGCAGCUGACGCUGUGGCGAGAGUGCAUGCGACGCUAUGAGACUGUAGCGAGAGAUGUCGGGGAUACUGAUGCCAGACUAAAGACUAUACAGGAGGAGAUCAACAAGCAACGAACAGAGAUGGCGGAAAUGGGGAGCAUGUGGCAGGAGUGUCUGCAGCGGUACCGAGAUAUGAGCAAUGAGUUCAACAACCUUAAGGAGCAGCUUGCAUCGGUUAGUCCCACUAGGGCUCCACAGCCCCCCCUAGUGUGUGCUGAAGGCGAGGGUGUUCCGCCCUCGGCGCCCUACCGCAUGCCACCCAAUAUGCCCUAUCCACCCAUGCAGUCAAUGCCCUCGAUGCCGACUGGUUACCACGGGUCCCCGCUGCGUUCCCGCGCCUCAGCACCUCCCUGGUGGUGGAAUGGUGAGCCUGCAGGCCCGGAGCCACCAGCACCUCGCAGGAGAUCCCCACCCGACUCCUCACGGGAGAGGAGACAUCGUCACAAGGAUAGAGAGCGAGAUACAUCACGCCAUAAAGAUAAGCCAUCGAAACCGAGCGCCGCACGAUCUGAGCAUAGACAUAGAAAGAGAUGAUCAUAUUAUCUCUUCACCCACACCUGCUGCUGUUCAUUAAUCAAAUUUAAAGUUCCAAUUUAGCAGUGCGAAAAAGUGUGUGUUUUGUAUAUUAUGUAUUGUUUUUAUAUAAAAUUUUAAAAUC
Messenger RNA from Leptidea sinapis, 2619 nucleotides. Its product is annotated as serine/arginine repetitive matrix protein 1-like. The coding region runs from base 156 to 2495 and encodes 779 amino acids. Lineage: Eukaryota; Metazoa; Arthropoda; Insecta; Lepidoptera; Pieridae. The transcript is spliced from 15 exons. The record is from RefSeq and is a predicted model, not a curated record.